AGUGGCGGUAAAAAAAUGUCAUGUCCCAAUAACAUAGCAACUGGAAACUUCCUGAUGGAUUCCUUAAUGGGAGGAUCAUUAUCCUAUAGGGGCGACGGUUACUCCAGCGGGCCCGGGAUGUACAUUCACGCCGCCCCGGACUACAGCUACUCCGGUGGGAGAAACGUGACCAAGGUGGCGGCGUCUUCCCUCUCCAGGGCUGAUGGGCUUCCCGGCGGUGGCCUCCCGCUCGGUAGCUUCCACGAUGGGCCCUACCUGCCCGCGCAGCUGGCCGCAUGGAGCUCCAAGUCCGGAGGGGACUCACAACCUGUUGCCCCGUGUUUACAACCGUGCAACGUCAAAGAGGAGGCGUUUUGUGGCCGCUAUCCGGAUGACAGCAAUAAGAGCAAGGACACAACAGAGCCGGCCGUCUACAUCCGGCUGGGGGACAAUAGCUGCGGGUCCCAGCCCAGCAGCUCCUUCCAGGUGUACGACGCCGAGAGGACACAUCAGCCGGACGACCAGCAGCCCCCCUCCGGAUUCUCCCUCACCCCCUUAGCCGCGGCAGAGCCGGGUUUGAGCCAGCAGUCCGUCCGGGAAGUUGGCAAGGCGGAGGAUGACAGUCAGGACAGGAAGCAGAAGGCCAAAAAUGACAGCUGCUCAAAUGACUCGGAUACGGAAUUAAAAGAUCCUUCCACGGGGAAGACCACCGGAAACUGGCUAAAAGCCAAGAAUGGAAGGAAGAAGAGGUGUCCCUACACCAAGCACCAGACGCUGGAGCUGGAGAAGGAGUUCUUGUUCAACAUGUAUCUGUCCCGCGAGCGCCGCCUGGAGAUCAGCAGGAGUAUCAACCUGACCGACAGACAGGUCAAGAUCUGGUUCCAGAACAGACGCAUGAAGCUCAAAAAGCUGAGCAGGGAGAGUCGCCAUAGGGAGCAUGGCGCUGUCUAUCACUACAUCUAGAAACAUCAUCACACACACACACACACACACGCACACGCAUGCACACACCCACACGCGCACACUACAUACACGUACACACCAUUCAUAAACUUCACCUUAACACACACAC
This is a messenger RNA of Dunckerocampus dactyliophorus (ringed pipefish), 1051 nucleotides long. RefSeq names its product homeobox C10a (gene hoxc10a). The record is from RefSeq and is a predicted model, not a curated record. Gene Ontology annotation, biological process: regulation of transcription by RNA polymerase II. Gene Ontology annotation, molecular function: RNA polymerase II cis-regulatory region sequence-specific DNA binding; DNA-binding transcription factor activity, RNA polymerase II-specific. Gene Ontology annotation, cellular component: nucleus. The transcript is spliced from 2 exons. Lineage: Eukaryota; Metazoa; Chordata; Actinopteri; Syngnathiformes; Syngnathidae. Bases 16 to 942 code for a protein of 308 amino acids.